AUGGCUAAUUUAUCUGUAAAAUGUGUGGCAAAGGGAGGGGCUCUAUCUUUAACUGGUUGUGCUAUUUUACAAAAACUUUUUGUGUAUUUAAAAAAUUUAAAAAUUAAAAAAAAUUCUAAUAUUACCAUUUCUAUUGAAGAAAUUCUUGCUACAAAUAUUUGGCUAGCUAGUUGUUAUUCACUUUUUCCUGUUAGAAUCCUAAUUUCUAAAUUUAAUAUAAAUUCGAAUGAGGGUGAUAUGCGUGUUUCCUAUCGCCUUGGACUUACUCCUGAAGAGGUGGAGGAAAGUGUUAAUAAAGUUAGACAACUGGCCAAUCAAUUAUUUCAAUUCCAAAACCAAAUUUCUUCAAAAAAUGAAGAAGAAAAUAGCCCAAUCAGUCCAAAUUUCCCUGGAAAAUUUGCCUAUUUAUUUUUACUCGAAAAUAAUAAGAAUGGGGGGAAGCUGUCUAUGGGCUUGGAUGAAUUAUUGGAUAGUUUAUUAUGUCAUCAAUUAAUUAUUCAAAUAUCUACAGAAUUAAUAUUAUUUGAAAAUAACAAUGAAUUAUUGAAAACUUUGAUUUUAAGUUGUUUAAAUGUUACAGUGGAAAUUUGUGAACAAUUUGAAGAACGUAAAGGAUUGGGGAAUCUUUUACAGAAAUUAACUGGUUAA
Meloidogyne enterolobii is the source of this 648-nucleotide messenger RNA. NCBI's taxonomy places the organism in Eukaryota, Metazoa, Nematoda, Chromadorea, Rhabditida, Meloidogynidae. The record is from the annotation of a GenBank genome assembly.